Molecule: messenger RNA, 667 nt
Organism: Centruroides sculpturatus (bark scorpion)
Lineage: Eukaryota; Metazoa; Arthropoda; Arachnida; Scorpiones; Buthidae
Product: estrogen receptor beta-like
Exons: 4
Coding region: 164-667 (167 amino acids)
Biological process (GO): regulation of DNA-templated transcription
Molecular function (GO): sequence-specific DNA binding; DNA-binding transcription factor activity; zinc ion binding
Source: RefSeq, a predicted model, not a curated record
UUCUUUAAGUGUGGAAGAAGUGGAUUAAUUUAACAAUUUUAGUGUUUUAGAUGGUGAUUUGAUUUUAAAUUUACGUGCAAGUCAAUAUAUUUCGUUAAUUUUUACAUUUUUAAUUACAUUUCAAUCGAAGUUUCUAAGGAUCUAUCAUUACAUCAACUAAAUCAUGGAAGAGGAAUCAACUAGUGGGUGUGAAGUGUGUUCCGGAGAUUAUUAUUCAGGGAGUUCUGAUUCUGAUGAGUAUGUGGACUGUGAGAGGCAAUGUCCAGUAUGUUCAGAAUGGCACACUUACUUUCCAGGUAAAGCUUGUCCCGGUUGUACAGAGUUUUUCGAACAAUGCGUGAGAAACUUUGAAGAACCAAUUUGUUAUACGAGUGAAAACUAUUGCGAUAACAAGAAUCAAAAACGUUAUUGCAACUGUUGUCGAUUGAACAGAUGUUACAAAGUGGGAAUGAGAGUAAUAGAUGUUUAUGAAUACCUUGAUGACUAUAUAAAUGCUCUUCGAGUAAGGUUAAACGAAGGAUGCCAGGGGAGGAAACUUGACAAUGGAGUAAGGUGGAUGAAAGCACAAGAAGAGUUUUAUGACCUUAGAGAUAGUUUUCAUAAUUGGAUUUGUUGUUUCAGCGACUUUCAAACCCUGCGAAGAUGCGAUCAAGUAAGAAUGUUAUGA